UUACCAGCUUGGCUCCGAACCCUAGCGGUUUUCAAUCCGUGCUGUUUCUGCGGUCCUGUUAGGUUGGCGUCUUCCACCUUUGUUUUGAUUUUUUCCUUGUCCAAAAUGCAAGGAAUUUUUUUCUACUCUGGUGAAUUCAAUGUUCAUAUCUUUUCUCCCCUCAUAACUUUAUAAUAAUGGUAUUUAAAGAUGAGCGUUACCGAGGUUUUUGUUUUUGUUUUCUAGCGCGAAUCAUUUUGCUAACAGCGCUAAUGCUGACAUUGUCAAGAUGUGCCUGAUAAGACCUCGGGGCCCUUUUCGGGCUGGAAAGCUGCAGGAUUGGCCUUUGUCCUAAACUAUUGGUAGCCAUGCACUUGCCAGAUGACAGCCAGUGGGAUGAAGCCAUCUGUGACUUGGCUGUUUGUCCGCAUCCACAAUGCUGGGCAGCUGUCCGUCGAAUUGAAAGGGGCCAUCCUCGAAUCCUGAGCUCACCCUGCAAAACUCCCUUGGAUGCUGAAGAUAAACACCCAGUACUCACUAUUGUCAACAUCUCAGAUUCCUGCUUCCAGGCCAAGAAACUUGCUCAUCAACAAUCACCAGAAUUUGCCUUCACUAAAGUUCAUUCUUUAUUGUCUCGAGGUUCAAAGUGCCUCCAAAUUUCAAGGUCUCAGAAGGAUUUACCUGACAAAAGUUUGAUCACCUAUACUAAGAGAUCUCCCAAAGAAAGCCACAAAAAGCUUUCAGUGUUGAAUUUGAAUGAGACACAACUUCCUUGCUCUGAAGAUGUUAGACAUAUGGUUGUGAUCUGGAUCCCAGAAGAAUCAGAAAAGAAUAUGUGCUUACCUGAGAAGACAUCUCCUUUCCCCAGCCAAUAUGGGAAAAAGAAAAGAAAGAAAUUAGCAGAGUUCACAGAGACAGGGUUGAGAACCUCAGAGGUGAUUGUGCCUCCGUCCUCCCCAGUAGUAUAUGCAUCUGAGCAGUUAAGUUCAGAAAUACCUGUCAGGGCCCAGGACAAUGUGCUACUUCAGGAUCUGCUGAAAGAGCUUUUGCCACAGGGAGAGAAAAACAUGUCUUGUGUAGAGAUGAAAAUACAGUUGGGCAGGAUGAAAAAGAGUCUUCCCCUGGAAAAGAACCGACAUGACAGUGUGAUAUCUUCUAAGAUGUUUCUAACUAUACACUGCCUCACCCUACAAAGACCUGUGUUGCGGUAUCCAGAACAUCUGAAGAAAUUACAUCAUAGCCUGAAGAGAGAAGGUCACAGGAAGCAGCAGCAGUGGCGGCAGCCACAGGGGAAGAAGGAGAAAACCCCUACUAAGCAACAGGAGGCUAAAGAGAAAGCCAAGAGUGAUCUGAAGAUCCAGAAUACUCCAAAUAAACAUUCAGCUGCAGUUGCAUAUAACCCUGUCUGUGUAUGGAGAAUUCCCAGGGAUGGCAGUAUCCUGUGCAGAGGCAUCUUGGAGGAGCAUGGCUGCUUGGAAGACUUUGAGCAUUUCAGUGUGGCUGUUGCUAUUGUAUCCAUAGAGAGAUCAAGAAAAGACCACUUUGACAAGUCCCUGGAUUUCUUCCCUAAUAUGAAAAGUUCUAAAAUGUCUAAGAAGGAACUCCCUUGCAAGGACCUUAGUGCCUCAGUGGAGAUGGUACUGGAAGCCCCAAUUGCCAACCAAGAGAAAAUCCCUGGAGACCUUUCAGAAAGUAUGGCUAAACCAAGCUGGAAGCCUGAGCUCAAACCACUGAGGAUUCUUCAGGCCACUGAUGUUGAGGAGGAGGAGAACCAAUCCAGUAGGUCAGAGAGUGAGGAUUCUUUGGACACAGACUGAAGGUGUCACCCGGGGCAGCCUUCACCAGAGCAUGAUGCUUGGCAUCCCGAGGACAAUGACCUUUGACAUAAGGCAGAAAAGAAAGGACACUUCUGCUCCCCCAAGUCUCCACUGGGACCUAAAUUUAGAACUCCUGCUUUUUUAUUCUGCUUUUACUAGCCUCUAAAAUAAGUAAGGGAGAAAAAGCUCUACUCUUUCUCAGCUUAAGUGACUUCUCUUCCAUUAGGGUCAGAAUAAGUUUAAUGAUUAAACACAACCACUUCUCAAUUAAAAGAUACUCUGUGUUUUUGGGAGGAGGGGAGAGAUGUUUCUUAGCAUUUGUUUUUGGGGUCACUUUUAUCUCUUCUCUGAAGCUCUGAAAGGUUUUCAGUUGUACAGAGCUGAAUUUGGCCUGUGGGAGCCUCCAUGGUAUUUCUAGAUUUUUCUGUUAAUUUCCUUUCUUUAGGAGAUGGAGUCCAUAUCAUUAUUAAAUAAUAUUCAUUGUGUCCUUGUA
This is a messenger RNA of Heterocephalus glaber (naked mole-rat), 2289 nucleotides long. Lineage: Eukaryota; Metazoa; Chordata; Mammalia; Rodentia; Bathyergidae. The record is from RefSeq and is a predicted model, not a curated record.